GUCUAAAAGGUAAGACUGGACCCCUGGGCCUUGCUGGUGAAAAAGGAGACCAAGGAGAGACUGGGAAGAAAGGACCUAUGGGACCAGAGGGUGAGAAAGGAGAAGUUGGCCCAGCUGGGCCUCCUGGGCCAAAGGGAGACCGAGGAGAUCAAGGGGACCCAGGCCUGCCUGGAGUGUGCAGAUGUGGAAGCAUUGUGCUCAAAUCUGCCUUUUCAGUUGGCAUCACAACAAGCUACCCAGAAGAAAGGCUACCCAUCAUAUUUAACAAGGUCCUCUUCAAUGAGGGGGAACACUACAACCCCGCCACAGGGAAGUUCAUUUGUGCUUUCCCAGGGAUCUAUUACUUUUCUUAUGAUAUCACAUUGGCCAAUAAGCACCUAGCAAUUGGGCUGGUACACAACGGGCAGUACCGAAUAAGGACCUUUGACGCCAACACGGGGAACCAUGAUGUGGCUUCGGGGUCCACAGUCAUCUACCUGCAGCCAGAAGAUGAAGUCUGGCUGGAAAUCUUCUUCAAUGACCAGAAUGGCCUCUUCUCAGACCCGGGCUGGGCAGACAGUCUAUUCUCUGGAUUUCUCCUCUAUGUUGACACAGAUUACCUAGAUUCUAUAUCAGAAGAUGAUGAUCUGUGA
Molecule: messenger RNA, 632 nt
Organism: Cricetulus griseus (Chinese hamster)
Lineage: Eukaryota; Metazoa; Chordata; Mammalia; Rodentia; Cricetidae
Source: RefSeq, a predicted model, not a curated record